This is a messenger RNA of Colletes gigas, 3536 nucleotides long. RefSeq names its product GPI mannosyltransferase 1 (gene PIG-M). Gene Ontology annotation, cellular component: membrane; glycosylphosphatidylinositol-mannosyltransferase I complex. Gene Ontology annotation, molecular function: alpha-1,4-mannosyltransferase activity; GPI mannosyltransferase activity. Lineage: Eukaryota; Metazoa; Arthropoda; Insecta; Hymenoptera; Colletidae. Bases 1 to 1146 code for a protein of 381 amino acids. Gene Ontology annotation, biological process: GPI anchor biosynthetic process. The record is from RefSeq and is a predicted model, not a curated record. The transcript is spliced from 3 exons.
AUGGAUACAUUGUCGUUUAAGGGGCACUGUUCAUUGGCCUUCCUACUUAGAGUGGUUUUAGUGGUUUAUUCAAAUUAUCACGAUAAAACCUUUUAUGUUCCAUACACUGAUGUGGAUUAUAAAGUAUUUACCGAUGCCGCGAGGUACAUGGUGGAAGGAAAAUCUCCGUUCGAACGCGAUACAUAUCGCUAUACACCACUGUUAGCCUUGCUUCUAACACCAAAUAUUUUGCUGCACCAAAAUUUCGGAAAGAUUUUAUUUUCUUUCGUCGAUGUUCUGGUAGCAAUUUUGAUAAAAAAGAUUCUAACGUUGCAAAAUUGCAGCGAGAAACUGAAAUGUAUUUGUGCCAUGCUAUGGUUGUAUAACCCUUUCACGAUUAUAAUUUCAACCAGAGGGAAUGCAGAUUCCAUGGCAGUUCUUUUAGUUAUGUUGACCUUGUUUUCAUUUCUACGACAUAAAUUCAUUCUAACAGGGUUAUUGCAUGCUAUAUCUGUUCAUUUUAGAUUAUACCCUAUCGUGUUCAGUUUGCCCAUGUAUAUUUCUCUUAACAAGAGAAAUUUGGUGCCAAACAAAAACCAGUUAAAAUUGGUACUUAGUUGCGUAUCUUUGGUAAUUCUUUUGACCAUCGUAAAUUAUUAUUUUUACGGAUUCGAGUAUCUUUACAAUAGCCUUAUUUAUCACGUGAUACGUAAAGACACGAAACACAACUUUUCUGUUUACUUUUACAUGCUAUAUUUAUCCGUGAAUUAUCCACCAAGCAUAAUUGAAAAAAUUUUCACGUUUCUACCACAGUUAAUGCUGUUGCUGAUGCUGUCGUACAAAUACUCGAGUAAAUCCGAAUUGCCAUUUGCAAUGUUUACACAAUCCAUGGUAAUGGUGACGUACAAUCCCGUGUUAACAUCCCAAUAUUUCUUCUGGUUUUUAUCUCUUUUACCAUUGUGCCUUCCACAUUUUCGUUUAAGCGCUAAGAGAUCAGUAUCUUUAUGUUUUGCGUGGAUCGUGAGUCAAGGCCUCUGGCUACUGGCAGCUUAUUUCUUAGAAUUUCGAGGGUCAAACACUUUCAUGUUCAUUUGGAUCUCUAGUUUACUAUUCUUCGUUGUCAACGUGAAGAUUUUUAACGAUAUCAUUGCAUAUUACAAGCAGUAGAUAAAAAUUCGUUCAACGAUUGAUAUGUAAGCGACUGAUCCAUACGCAAUAUUUUAUUCAAAGAAAUGUACGCGUUAUUAGCAUAGAUUUCUACGUGUAAUCAUUUAUAGUUUUAAAACACGAAAUAUAUGAUCGUUUCAUUGUAAUCAUUACCAGGAAGAAUCAUUGAAUAAAGCUUUGCGAAAACUACAUAGGUAUGCAUUUGUAUUAGGUCAUCGAAAAAAAAAUUCGACAACAUCGAUCAUAUUUAAAAAUUGCCUCCAAGAGCUUUUUGGAUGACCUAAUAAUGUACAUAAAAGUGGUAGGAAUAUAAAACAAUCGAUAAUGAUUCUUAAUUUUAUUCUUGCAGGAAUACAAAAUACUUAUUUACAGAUGGUUUCGUAAAGUAAUAGUGGUAGAUUCUUAAAAGGAAUGUAGAUAUAGUAAUAAUGAUACAAUAAUAGUAAAUCUUAAUGUAGUAAUCUAGAUCAAUUGUGAGCAAGAGCAUCCUUUGGAUCAUCUUCAGAAAUAUUUCCCGUCGUUUACUUCUAAGCUGCUAAUUGUUGAUGAUAUUAAUUAUUAUUGGGGACAUUCCUCGUCAAAUUAUACGAGAAUGCUUCUCACAAUUUUUAUUUUUUUUUUUACGACACCACUCGGAACGUAUAGUAACUUGUUUUUUUAAAGAGUAUAAAAAAAUACCGCGUCGAUAUCUUUCGUUGAACGACUCGAAUAUUGAUCGGACCGAGAGAAACCGUUUUCUCGAUCAAUUCUCAAACGAUCCGCGCGUACGUGCGCGUCGAAACAAUUCGAAAGAAACCAACACGACCGUGACACGAAAUGGCCCAAUCGAUUAACACCGGGGACGAACGGAAAAAACGAAAAAAAAAAAAGUAACACAAGCACGGUUCGUAUAACUAUAGAUCACCACGGCAGACGAUGCAACAUAUAAAAAUAGCAUUAUUUUCUUUCAUUGCUUUUGUUACAGUUUAUCCGACUGUGUGCUAUGUGAAAUAAUCUAUUUUAUCUCCAUCGAGGUGAAUAGAGGCGGUCGAUUUUUGCCCGGAAACCAGCUCCCCUCCGGUUAGGACCAAACUCACCGACGAUAAGAAGUAACGGAAGAAGUGACGUUCUUAGGCCUUGCAACGGUAUCGCGCGAAACGGGGUCCUAAAAUAGAGCUAAACCUCGUUUCGGGGUGGCUGCAAGGUCCAGAAUAGCUGCCUCGGAUGAGUUUACGCGUAUACUAUAUUAGAGAAACCGAUCGUCGCCGCGCCAAGAUCAUCCGAGAUUGAUCGCGUCGCCUUGAACGGAAAGUAGUUGCAUCUUCGAAAGAGGAAAAUAAAAGGAAAAAAAAGAGGGAAAUUAACGCCCAGCCUUUCCCCCGUUCGGGGCUCGUGCGACUAAAAAUCUCUUUGUUCGGAAUUACUCCCGGAGGAUUUGCUCUAGCGCGAAAAGCGCGCGUCGUUGCUCGUUAGUUUUGUUUCGUAUGGAAACAUCACGGAUAGACUCGAGUGCGUUCACCGGGUAGCAAGGAAACGACAACACGAUUUACUUACGAGGCUUUGAAACGACGCCAAGUGACUCGAUAUUGCACGCGGCCACGUUUUCUGAAAACGAUGCAAAACGUCUUUGCCGCGACCGAACCCGCUUGUUCUUCUUUUCAUCGCGCGCGUCGAAAGGCGUUUCCUUCGAUGCUGUGUCGUUCCGUUCCCUUUCAUGUUUCGUAGGUCCUUCGCUUUAAAAUGAAAACAAAUCGCUGGUUGCAACGCAAAGCUCCUCGGGGGCGCAAUUCAAACGGCGACUUUGUCGUCGCGCGACUGGGAAGCGGGAAGAAGCGACUGGGAAUAAGAUCUCUGUCGGCGUGACAUGGCGCCGUUCGUGAACGUUCGCGUACGCAAACCGUUUUCCUGCAACAAUUCCAGGCGAACGGGACAUUCCCAUCGGUAUGCCAACGGUUGGAGUAUUCCAGAAUACGUGUUCGAAGAUUUAUUUCGAAGAUCGAGAAAGUGAUAAAUUAACGCGUUAUUGGUAAGUUCUGUUUAUCAGACGGAUAGAGUUGGCGAACGGUAUACAACAGGGGUGACUUGCUCUUAGUGUUCUGUUCUGCUCAUGCGCACAAGAUCUUCCAACUCUAUGGCUGCCACGCGGAGCUGGGACCAGGGAGGUCAGGUAGAGGUUCUCGGUAUUUCUCAUUUGGUUUCGGGCAGCUGUUCAGAACUGUGUUUUGCAGGAAUAUCGAGGAUUUGGGAAAAGUAUGAUUUUCUACGUUGGACCUGGACUAAUCGAUGUUGUUUGAAAGUGGGACUCCUAUGGCUAUCGUCAAAGUUCGUCACCCCUGGCAUACAACGUAUGUGAGUACUUAUGAUUUCCUAUUUUCCAUCUUUACUCGUAUUUUGUAUCUGGAUAAAGUGUA